Molecule: messenger RNA, 369 nt
Organism: Lachancea thermotolerans CBS 6340
Lineage: Eukaryota; Fungi; Ascomycota; Saccharomycetes; Saccharomycetales; Saccharomycetaceae
Product: KLTH0H09174p
Exons: 1
Coding region: 1-369 (122 amino acids)
Source: RefSeq, a predicted model, not a curated record
AUGUCCGCAUUCAACGACUUCUGCAUAGUGUGUGAAAGGCUCAUCGACGGAUCGUCGCGCCUGUACUGCUCGCAGGCGUGCUGCGAACGCGACACGAGCGCCGGGCGGCGCAAAAGCGUCGUCGAGAGCCUCGUGGCCACGCCGCAGCUGUGUCCACUGGACAUGGACGCGGAGGACUCGGACGGCGACGAGGACUUCUUCGAGCUAGACUACACCUCGACUGUGCCGACCACGCUCAGCUCGCCACGCGCCUUCGCGAAGGAGCAGCAGGGCGGCUACUUCUCGCUAGCGCGCGACGUGGUCUUCGACCACACCGCGGAGAACAACUACAAGCUGUGGCUGAACGCCCAUGGCGCGCACGCAGGCUGA